Molecule: messenger RNA, 9704 nt
Organism: Corythoichthys intestinalis (scribbled pipefish)
Lineage: Eukaryota; Metazoa; Chordata; Actinopteri; Syngnathiformes; Syngnathidae
Product: zinc finger protein 1035
Exons: 4
Coding region: 956-9007 (2683 amino acids)
Biological process (GO): regulation of transcription by RNA polymerase II
Cellular component (GO): nucleus
Molecular function (GO): RNA polymerase II cis-regulatory region sequence-specific DNA binding; DNA-binding transcription factor activity, RNA polymerase II-specific
Source: RefSeq, a predicted model, not a curated record
UUCUAGAAAUCAGCCUGCGCCAUUUUGAUGCGGAUCCUGCUCACAAAAUGGUGGUAGUCGACUGAUUAACCCUUAUGGAACCAGGGAGCCACCGGGGUCCAGAUCAGGAGCAGACGCUCCAGCUGUGAUUCUACCACUAACACACCAACAUGGAAGUAUGGAAUCACACAAGGGACGCACGUACACUCCGAUGAGGACUUCACCGUGGAGCGCGGAGUCUAUUAUACACACACCGCAGAGGCAGAACACCAGGGAGGUAGGACCGACUGCAGCUGCAAGGCGCACCAGUGGAGAACCGGAAGCAGUCGAGGAUGAUUCGCGCCAUAGAGCGAAGGGGGGAGGGCUCUCCUCUACUCCCCGCAACCUUGUUAUUGGUCCUGCUUAGAACCACACACGAAUUUGCGGCACAUUGUUCGAGAAAUCCGCGAAGGGAAAAGGAAAGAAAAUGGAGGAACAUCAUGUUCUACCAGAGAUACUGGAGCCAAGGGCGUGUUUGUAGUCUUGGGUCUCGCCAAAAACGAUGCCCGUUUGACUUGACGGCCCCCUUUCCUCCUCGCUUGUCUCCCCGCGACAUUAUUGAUAAACUUGAACCAAUUCUCAAGGAAGAGGUCAGCCUUUUGUUGGAAAGGAUAACAGGACGUAAAAAAGACAACAACUCCGAGACGUAAGACAACAACGGACUCGAGGACGAGACGCAGCACUGGACCGAGGACCGGAAUUGAGUGUUCCAGAUUUGGAAACCCACAAGCAUUUGGGUACAUCAGUAUAGAGAAUGGUUCUCAUGGUGGAGAUCAGCUACCUGGUGGCAUAGAUACUGGCUCUUUUGGGUUCUCUAAAUUGAGGUUUUCCUUCAUUUUCAGAGUUCCUUUCAGAUGUGACUACUUUCCUGAAAAGCCUCUAAUCACCCUACACUAAAAAAAGGGAGAAUACACAAAUCCCAGAAUCAUAGAGGAUAAUGGCUCAUGAGUGGGAUUCGUAUCUUCAAAAUAUCACACCGCUGUCAUCAGAACCCAAGGCUUUGAGGACAUCAGAGCCAGGAGGAAGUCUUGCCCAGCAUAUAGAAACCUUUGUGGGACAGCAUGAGUUCUCCAACUCCGCAGGUUCACAUGGUGGCCAUGCAACUGACUCAACAUUUGAUACAAACUUUUACUCAACUUCUAGUGUCGGAAACACCACUUCUGAUUGUACUUAUGAAAGCUUCUAUAGAGAAUCUUCUUGGAAAGCUAAUGAAGAACUGCUAAAGGAUACCCCAUUGAGAUGUGAAGCUACUGAUGUUGGAGACGUAGCCACAAAUGGAUUAUCGUCAUCUGGACCUUUGCCUUCAUCUUAUUCAAUGGAGUUACAAGGACUUAAGCAAAACUGUGAGUUUUUAGCUUCAUCGCUUCUUGAAGACUAUUCAGAUGUUAGUAGUUGUUCGGACACAGAUGUAAAUGAAACCAGGCCGCCUUGUAAAUUUAUGACUACCCCAACUCAGCAUUCUAAAAUAGAUUCUUCGACAAAACAAAUUCCAUCCGAAUGGCUUUUCUCCAACCCUGAAAAUGUGACAUUUUCAAAUGAGAUGAAUGCAAUUUCUCCUGGUUCACUACCAUUGAUAGAUGACGGAAAUCUAGCUGAAUGUCUACAAGAGGCAAACACAGGUUCAGAAAAAAAUGGGAGUUUUAACACUGAACACCGUCAAUCCUACUCAGAUAUUCCUAAAACGGAGAGUGGUAGCAUUGAGGAUUCUAAUUGUGAGGGAGUUCCAGUUCAAAAAGAAAUGAGAAAUGUUGAACAUAGUUUAAUGGGAGAAUACUAUUCAGACAUAUCAAUGAGUGACAAUGAAAACCUUACUGGCACAGAGGAUGACCCUGAUCAUAUGAAGGAUCAUGAAACUGCAACACCUGUAUGUACAAAAUCAUCAUUUGCAAUGAUGGAAGCUGAAAACGAUGAACUGGAAAGAGGACAAGAGGAAAUGAAUCAAUCACGCUCAGUUGAACAAAAAGUCGAUGAUAACCCUGAUGCCAAUGGACAGCAAAAAAUAAACAUGACAAAUCUUGAGGACACUUGCAGAGCUGUCAACCAAAGGGAAGAAUUGGGUGAAAAAACGUUCAACGUACCAAAGCAAACAAAUAUCGACAUCUGCAGUCAAGAUGAAAGCAUGGGAACAGACAACCUGCUGUCAAAAAUGAAACUCGAAUGUCAUGAAAAUGAAAUGGAGGAGGACAACCCUCAAAUCUCUGAGUCCAAUUGUAAAAAUGCCAAUUGUGAACUAGCGGAAUGCUCAGAUAUGGUGGAAACCAACAGGCAGGAUACUGGUUCCUCUUCACAGUUAUUAAAAGAUCAGCCUUCUCAAACUGUGGUUCUGGAUAAUACCUGUAGUUCUAACCCAAUGAGUGAUGGUCAUUUGGCUGAUACCAGUGACACGAAAAGUUUGUGUCUCGAUUCAGACUUCUCUGAAAAUUCAAAAACUCCAACAACAGACAGUAAUUUGGUCAGUGAAGAUCUUGAAAGUCAAAAGUCAGAUAAUGAAAACGCCUCAAACUGGCCACAGCGGCCCUGCUCAAGUGCAGACACAAAAAUUUGUGACAAAGAGGAAAUUAUGGAUUUCCAAGAAGGAAAGCAGACAUCCUCUCAAGAUGCAGACUGUCGUAGUUUAACUAUUGAUACUUCUAUCUUGGAUGUGCAUGCUGAGAACAAACACAGCAUUUCAAAACAGACCAAUUUCAGUCAUGAAUGUUGUUCCAACAAGGAUAAAGAUUCUAUUGGGAACUCUUCUCCAUGUCCUGAGAAAUCACAUUCGGAACAAGAGCAAACCCAGUGCUCUGAUGAAAAUGUAAAGCUGUUUUCUGAAGUGAUGGACACUUCGGAGACAGAAAAGUCCAUGCUCAUCGACCAAUCCGGAGAACCUAACACUGAAAUACAAUCAGCUGACUCUGAAGAAGACAAAUGCAUUGUCCAGUCAAACAGCAAUAUAAACAAUCAAUCAGAAGAGCAAUGUUGUGCCGUUAAAUCCUCAAUACAAAUGAGGAAACGCCUACAGCCUGUUGUGAUUAUUAAAAAAAUGGAGCCUGCAUUAAGUAAUUUAUACCAGUGUGCAGUUUGCCAGCAGGUAACACCCAGUGCUGAUCAGCUAAUUGAACACUACCACUGUGAGCAUUCAGACCAGAUGUUUCAAUUUUUCGAGGCAUCUAAUCAAUAUCUAAUAAGUAAUGGACUUUCCGAUAAGCAUGUAAGCAACAAACCCCAUGAACCACAACUUGCUUCUACUCACCAAAAAAGAAAACCUCAUCAUUGCAGCAUUUGCAAUGUGAACAUUUCAAAAAUAUUUGAAUAUGUGAAACACAUGCGUUCUCAUACUGGUAAAACACCUUAUCAGUGUGAUCAGUGUAACGUCUAUUUCGCACAGAGCGGUUGCUUAAAAAGACACAAGGCCAUAGCUGGUAGGUGCAGGGCUAAAGGACAAGAAAAACCAGAUGUUUCAUCACACCAUGAAAGUACACCAUCAACACCAGAAAAAGCUGCGGUGGACAGGACACUGCUCGAAAAUCUGCCUCAAUGUUCCGUAAAUUUGUUCGACAUCUGCACAACUAAUAUCUGUGUCUAUUGUGGCAACCAAUACGCAACUCCAAGGCGAGUCAAGAAACAUAUUUACAACAUACACAAAGGGCAGCCUCCAGGUAUUUGGCAAGACAAAAUCACUAUGAGACUAGCUAAAAGAAGAAAAGCGACAGCGUCGAACAUACUUGUUGUGAAAACUAAAAAUAUUGAAAACGAGACAAGACAUAAAUAUAAAUGUCCUCUUUGUCCACGACUUUUCAUGUACUACUACAACAGAGCUAGACAUUUACGUGAUUGUGUAAGACUGGCUUGUAGUAAUAUGAAAAAGUUUGGUGAUAGAUACAGGUGUCCACUGUGCCGUGCUUUAUUUACUCAGUCAGCAAAUAGGUACAGACAUAUUAAGGAUACCUGCCUCAAAAGAACCAUUAAGCAAUUAUCAAAAGAAAGGGUAAAAUCAGACGAAAUGGUCAGACUCAAUACCAAGAAAGAGGGACAUAAAAAAGUGGCACUGCAAAACAAGCAGAAGGAAUCCGAAUUAGCGGUCCGUAAAAGUCAACAGUCCUACAACUGUGACGUCUGCCCAGCAGUUUUCCAGCAAGUAUCUGGUCUCUACAAACAUGUAAAGGAACAUGAAUCUAAAAUCACAGCCAAAUUGAUCAACUACAAGACUCCAGUUUUGUCCAGCAAGUCAAAGAUAACAUCUUUAAUGAUGAAAAAGACUGAUGAGACUCAGCAGAAGGCCCUCAGCUGUCGGUUUUGUGAUAAACAUUACGACACGGAAUUGUCAUUAAAGAUGCAUGAAAGGUGUCACAAAGGUGAAAGGCCAUACCGCUGUCUUGACUGCGGAAGAGGGUUCAAGAAAAGAGUCAACCUCAUGAGCCACAAAGUUGUCCAUCAGAGUUUACCGUGCACAAUUUGCAAAAAGAUUCUUCCAAAUGCCAGAAGUCUUGUACAACACAUCAAAUUGCAUCAUAAGGGGAAAAAGGUCCCAUGCCCUAACUGCGAAAAGAAAUUCUUGAAUGCUAUAGAACUACUGAGUCAUAUGAAACUACACAAAAGGGAAGGAAAGGCACCUGUGUUAAACGAGAGAACACUGAAGACCUCUUCACAAGAGCGAAGUAAACCAGCGACUGUAACAUGUUCCCUUUGCAAAGAGGUAUUUGAUAAUACCCACUUGCUAAGAAAACACAGUCUUGCACACAUAUCUUCAAGUCAGUGUCCAUAUUGCGAUCAGACUUUCAAAGCCCGUCGGUAUUUGCUAUCUCACAUGUUCAAACAUACAGGAGGAAGACCUUAUUCCUGUGCUAAAUGCGGAAAACGUUUCCGACUCAAAGCAAGUCGGAAAAUUCACGAGGAAAGGUGUAUGCCAGUGCAAAUUCAAGAGGAAAGGUGUAUUCCAGCGCAAAUUCAAGAGGAAAGGUGUAUUCCAGCGCAAAUUCAAGUGUGUUCUGACCCAGAAAAGUAUCAAUGUUCACUUUGUUCCCGAAUGUUUGCACAGAAAUCACACCUGGCGGUCCAUAAUAAAGGCCACAGGUUAAAUACUUUGCGUCUCUGCGUCAAGUGCGGGAUGUACUUCGGCUUGAGUAAAUUAUAUAUUCAUAAGAGGAAGUGUGGAGGGCGUUCAAAACACAGAAGUACCUCAUCUUCAAAUGGCGAGGCCUGUCAAACCAUUCAAGCGAAAAGCCAAACUAAAAGUCCUUCCCACUCCAGCUUAUCAAGGCUGCUUCCAUUCAAGUGUCCGAACUGUCCAAGAAGAUUCAGAUACAUAUCAAUGAUGUUAAAACACAGCGUUUCACAUACUGGCAUACAACCAUAUCCAUGCAAACAUUGCGGUGAACGAUUUUCAUCCAAUUCAAUGAAAUUGCUGCAUGAGGAGCGCUGCCAUGAUGUUUCCAAGGAAGAGGAAUCAAACGAGUCUUCAACUGCAUUGACAGAUAUGCCGACUUACAUGGAGGAAGCGCAGAUAUCCCUGGAAAAAUCCAAUGAUGAAUACAAAUGUAAAUUCUGCACAAAGACAUUUGUGAAAGCUCGAAGCCUGCGACGUCAUAUUUUGACACAUAAUGAAGUGAAUCCUUAUCGCUGCAAAAUCUGUGGCAGCUGCUUUUCAAGGUACGAUUAUCUUAAAGUGCAUCAAGGUCAUUGUAAAGGGAAACGAAAGCAGUUGAAAAUAUGCAUUCCCAAAAUCAGUUUGGAUGAUGUUGGUAAGGGCUGGAAAAACAAACUUGACGGUCAACCUAUGAAACUGCAAGGAAGAGUUGAGUGUAAAGUUUGUUUCAGGAGCUUCCCAAAUCAGUCUUCACUUUCCCGCCAUUUCACACUUUUACAUGGUGUUAAAAGUUUUAAGUGCCCAAAUUGUGAUGCUGCGUUUACUCAUGAAAGAACUCUGACAUACCACUUGAAGAUUCGAAAGUGCAGAAAAACAUCCCAAAAAUCCAAUUCUUCUACAUCACAAAAUGUUAGCGAGACACACAAUGAGGAAGAAGUUAGACCCGAGAUCCAGCAUUCCUCUAACAUAAGGCGCAAAUAUUCUUGCAGUUAUUGCUUCCGUGUGUUUGCACAAAGUUCGAAGUUACAGUAUCACAUCCGACUGCACACGGGAGAAAAACCAUUCGUAUGCGAUUGUGGCCUGCGAUUUAUCAGGAAGGACUACUUGCACCGUCAUAAACGAAAGUGCCACGUCAGACUUUGUAAAGCAUGUAAUGUAGCGUUCCCCCAACAUGAACUUAAGGAUCAUCAAAAAGCUUGCCCUUUAAUGUUGCCCCAGUCAACGAAGCGGGAGGAAUCCCCUCAAAGCCCUACAAAAGGUUUUUCUUGCGCAUACUGUUCUCUGCGUUUUUCUUUAUUUUCGCAGCUUCAGGAACAUUUUUUGAAUGCACACAAAAUGGAAACGAUUGACCCACCAGUGUCGACCGCUCCUCUCCAACAUCAUCUCUCCAAACUGCCAACUGUCAAAAUUGAUAGGCUUGACAAACAGCCAAGCGAAGGUUCUAAUUUAACAUGCAAACUCGACACCGAACUUGUGGGUGAUGUUUCCGAAUCAUUCAUUUGCCCAGUUUGCGAUUUGUCCUUUGAAAAUAAAGCUGGACUAAAGGGUCAUUCUCGUGUGCAUUCAAAAGAGACCCCUUACAAGUGCAAAACAUGCGAGAAAGGCUUCUGGAAUAAAAAUCUUUUUCGCAACCACAACAGGAAAUGCAGAAAUGGAUAUUAUAAGGCAAAGAAUACAGCAAAAAUCCCUGUAAACACGCACCUUAAUCUGACACUGCCCAACUCUGUUCUCGUGUUCAGAGAUGAGUCUGAGAUGGACACUGGAGUUUUGCAAAAAACCUUCUCCUGCAAAGAGGAUUUGAAGACAUCUCCACAAAACCCAGUCAAUGAUCAGAUGCCAAGCAGUAUAAACAAAGAAAAAGUAACACAGUACCAAUGUUCCGAGUGUGAUUUGAGCUUCACUGAUGGCUUGAUGCUCAUCAGUCAUCUGGAAGAGCAUGGAAGAGAGGAGCAAGCCAUUCAACGCUCUACCUGUACAAAGUGCAGGCGUGUUUUUGCCAGUUAUGCAGAAAUGGAAAAGCACAUGAAGUCUCAUGGUUUAAGUAAGAAGUUCUCUUGCUCGGUAUGUCCCAAAGCAUUUUACGAGGCAUCCGAAUUGGAAACGCACAAAUCGUACCAUGACUCAAACAGACCAUUUGCUUGUGAUCUAUGUGGUCACAGAUUUUGGUCUAGGCGAUCUCUUGGCAACCAUUACAGUAAAGACCAUCCUGAAACUGCGUAUUCCUGUCGUUUCUGUGAAAAGACCUACGCCUCCAAGAAUUCUCUCAAAAGACAUUGCAAAGCAUCGCAUCCGAAAGAGCUAAAGAACUCUGAGAGCCAACUUGAGCUUGAGCAGAAAAGCAUCGUGGCAAGCGAAAGUGAUCACGAUGAAUCUAGUAGUAGUGACGACAGUGACUCUGCCCCUUACUUCCCGUGCCAUGUAUGUGGAAAGACAUUCCCAACAUCAGAAAAUCUAGAAGAUCAUCAAAAAUGUCAUCUCGGGGUCAAACCUCACGAAUGCGCAGAAUGCGGCAAAUGUUUUUUCCAGGCCGCCCAGUUGGAACAGCACAAACGGAUGCACAUGUCAGAGUUACAGUGUCAGGUCUGCGGAAGGGGGUUCGUGUCCCUCUUUGCUUUGCGGAAACACAAACACACCCAUGGCAAGAGUCGUCCAUACCGUUGCUCCAAAUGUCAGCUCAGUUUUUCUGGAGCCUCCCAGUUAGCAGAACACAUGUCCAACCACCGGGAAGACAACUUUCCAUGCGAUAUAUGCAGUCAGGUUUUCCCUUCCAAGAUUAGCAGAGCUGAACAUAGAAAAGAACACACCAUGUCAGUUGAGCACCACUCACCUUUGCCUGAAAAGUCUUCUCUUCUCUCUGAAAGUAGCACAAAAACAAACCUGCUCUAUAAAUGUGGUUUAUGUAUUGAAAGCUUCAAAGACGCGACAGACUUCUCCGAGCACGGUUGUCAGGCCUCCAGCGAUAGGCCUUAUUCCUGUCCUGAUUGCGAUAGACAUUUUCUGCACUCAUCCCAUCUACAAAAGCACAGUGUCAGCCAUCACAAAUUGAAGACUGAGAUUGACUAUUCCUGUAACUGUUGUGAUACUACUUGUCCCACCCUUGAGCUUUUCAUCAACCAUCUGAAGACCCAUGAAAAUGAGCUUCCGGGACCAAUAAAUCAUGCCGAAGGCUACAAAUGUCCCAUUUGCGGAUGUAGUUUUGUAAAGGCCACCGAACUGAUUUCCCAUUUUUCUGUUCAUUCUAGAAAUACACUAAAUUGCAAAGUGUGCAAAAAGACAUUUUCUACCAAAAAUGAACUGGAAGAACAUGAACAGAGUCAUCAUUCAUCAGUCUCGAAAUUGGAACACGGCACUUUCCACCAGCACGCCAGUUCAGAUCAAUCCGAAUCGCAAAGAACGCUUGUAAAUGCGGGAAAAGAGACUGCAGAAACAAAGCAGAAGGAUGCUGGUGAGGAUGAAGAAGUUGAUGUCACUGGAGAAGACUUGCACAACUGCAACAUUUGCUCAACGCGGUUCCCUUCAAAAAGCGUUCUCUUGGAGCAUCAAAACAAAGUGCACUUAAAUCAGAUAUUCAAAUGCAAGUACUGCACCAAAUCCUUUGCUUACAAGCAUACCCUUCAAAAACAUGAGGAAAUGAUGCAUACCAAAAAGGCUCAGCCAACACCACCGCAAACCAAUCUGCAAUGCCCCCAGUGUUUCUGUAACUUCAGCAAACUCCUAGAUCUUUCGACACACAUGAGAAUGCACGCUGAACAACAAGUCGGAAAGUACCGCUGUGAGAUGUGCUAUAAGUCAUUUGCAUCCUCUGAUCAACUUCAGCGCCAUCAAGAAAGCCACGUUGGCCAAAUUGUGUAUGAAUGCACAGAAUGCGACAAGGCCUUUGCGUUUCCUCACCUACUCGAGGUGCAUCAGAAGACGCAUGUUUAGCGAGCCCCCCAAAAAAUAAACAACAUCUCCACAAUGAUUCCAAUGAUUUUCUCAUAUUGGAUUGCACCGCCAAAAACAUUGCAUUUGUGUCAGUUGCGACUGACCUUGUAAAUAUAGAUUCUAGUUUUGGACUUUGUAACAGAUACAAAAACCAAAUGUUCUUGAUGCCUUUUGUUCAUAGUUUGUACAUUGAUUGCUUUAUUUUGAACUGUAAAAUUGUACAUAACUACCAGAAACUGUUGUGUAAAGAAUUACCCGGGUACAAGGAUUCAGUAUUUCUAUGUUUCAUUUUCAAGAUUUUGGAAGUUGUUUAUAAUCUCUUGUGUACUAUGACCUCAUCUUAUGGCUCGUCUUUUUAGUUUUUCCCCACCCUUGUCGAUACUUCUGAGAUUAGUUUGUUCUAAAAUGGAGAAAAACUUUAAACAUGUUUGGCAAAUAGUUUGUCUGUUCAAAAUGCAGGAAAACCUUAAUUACGUUUGACAAAUUUCAUAACUAUUUGUAAAUCUGAUCUGAAUAUGUUCGUCUAUUGAUUUAAUUGGAAAAAUUGAAGUUUUUUUUGUUUUUUUAAGAAGAAAAAUAAAUGUGGGUUUGUCAUUAAAAUGUGUUGCUUUAUUUGACCAAAUAAUUAACAAGUUAUUAAUUGUAGUCAACCUGACUGGGCAUACCAGGAUAUGGUGCUAAAUCAAGGCCAAAAGUC